AUGAAUGGAGGAGGGAAAAUAAGAGUGAGAAGUGCCAAGGCGAGACAGACAUUGGAUGAGGCCCAGUCCAGUUGUGAGCCUGAAGAAGAUGGCCCGAAGAGCCAAGAUCGAAAAGCUUUCCCGUUCCUCUCUUCUCCAACGCCAUCCAUCCUGUAUGUGUGUACUGGCAAGGCGAUAAAGAUGACGUAUGGAAGUUGCCCACUUUUCUUCUAUUAUCUCUCCUUCCUCCCAUCCGGAUUCCUCUCUUCUUGCUCCUCCUCCCUCUGCCCUCGGGUCGACAGUGUCACAGAGGACUCCACGACCACCGCUUCCUCGGAGCCUCGACCAGCAACUGUACCGCCUCAGAAGACGCUGGUCAGCCGCGAGUCUAUUCUCACAAACCUACUGAAAGUGGAGCACUUUCGAGCGCUGUACAACCUGGCUCUGGGCCUGUUCACUCUGCUCUCGACGCAUGUCAUCGUGAAUGAUCUGCUGAAACUGGGCGCGAGGUCAACCUGGGAGCUGCACAUUGGCCGACUGACUUGGUACUUUGCCGGAAUGCCUCAAGUACUGGUCAUCUGGACCGGAAUGCUCCUUUCCGCUGGCCUGGUGCCCUUUUAUGCGUUCUACGCGUGGGUCAGACUGAGGGCUAGGCAACCGGACACAGGAGAAGAGGGCUUCUCGAAGGCAGCUAGUCACGGCAGUUUAAUGGAACUAUCUGAUGCAAUGAUUCGGUUCUCUCAGCUGUCCAGUUAA
Messenger RNA from Protopolystoma xenopodis, 735 nucleotides. Lineage: Eukaryota; Metazoa; Platyhelminthes; Monogenea; Polystomatidea; Polystomatidae. The record is from the annotation of a GenBank genome assembly.